AUGUUCAGACUAGGGUGUCGUUCUAUACAAUCAACAAGUGUACUAUCAAGUAUACGUUUCAAUAGUACAGCUGCCCCAACAAAUCCAAAAAGUAAAUACUUAUUAGAUGCAUUGAAAAAAGUAUCAAAAUCACAAAAUUCAAUUCAAGAUGAAUCAAGAAAAACAUUUGAUGUAUUAAGUUUAAGAACAGAUUCAAAAGAAAAUCCUCUUAAUAGAGAUCAAAAAUUAUCAAAAGAAAGAUUUGAAUUUUUAAGUAGAACUGAUUUAAAAGCAAAACCAAAAGAUGUUGCUAAACAAUUAAGAAUAACAAAUCCUACUGCUGGUAAAAUUUAUAAUGUUGUUAAUAAUGAUAUUAAUGGUGCUUUUAGAGCUUUACAAAGUAAUUUGAAUGCAAAUAAAGUUAAACAAGAUAAAAUUAAUCAAAGAUUUCAUAUUAAACCUGGUAAGGCAAGAGAAGCUAAAACUAUUCGUAGAAAUAAAGUUGUAUUUAUGAAUGGUUUUAGAAGAUUAAUGAAUGUUGUUAGAGAUGCUAAAAGAAGAGGUUAUUAA
This is a messenger RNA of Hansenula ciferrii, 549 nucleotides long. It is a transcript of the gene MRP21, whose product is annotated as mitochondrial 37S ribosomal protein bS21m. Gene Ontology annotation, cellular component: ribosome; mitochondrial small ribosomal subunit. Gene Ontology annotation, biological process: mitochondrial translational initiation; translation. Bases 1 to 549 code for a protein of 182 amino acids. Gene Ontology annotation, molecular function: structural constituent of ribosome. The transcript has a single exon. The record is from RefSeq and is a predicted model, not a curated record. Lineage: Eukaryota; Fungi; Ascomycota; Saccharomycetes; Phaffomycetales; Wickerhamomycetaceae.